Molecule: messenger RNA, 1787 nt
Organism: Mercurialis annua (annual mercury)
Lineage: Eukaryota; Viridiplantae; Streptophyta; Magnoliopsida; Malpighiales; Euphorbiaceae
Product: amino acid transporter AVT6A-like
Exons: 5
Coding region: 112-1434 (440 amino acids)
Biological process (GO): amino acid transmembrane transport
Molecular function (GO): amino acid transmembrane transporter activity
Source: RefSeq, a predicted model, not a curated record
CAUACUCUGAUCACGACACCAACUUUAUAUAAACAUAUUUGGCAUCAAUACUAAUCCAAAAUUCUUACCAAAAAUCAUCAUCAAACCAGCAAACUUCAAGAACCAAGAAUCAUGAACAUUUUAGACGAGAAAACAAGCCAAACUCACGAUCAAGAAUCUCCAUUACUACCUAAAACAAGAGAAAAUGUUCAAGAAAUUAACGGAGCUUCAUUUCUUGGUGCAGUGUUCAAUCUUUCGACAACUAUUAUUGGUGCUGGUGUCAUGGCAUUGCCUGCUAUUAUGAAGGUGCUGGGGCUUGGACUUGGAAUUGGUAUGAUCGUGUUGGUUGCGGUUCUUACGGAGUUUUCUUUGGAGAUUUUGUUGAGGUUCAGUAAGGCUGCAAAAGAAGAGUCCUAUGGUGGAGUUAUGGGGGAUGCUUUUGGAGUUAGUGGCAGGAGAGUUCUUCAGGGGUUUGUUAUGCUUAAUAUUCUUGGUGUUCUCAUUGUCUACACCAUUAUAAUUGGUGAUGUACUGUCUGGUACAUCUGCAAGCGGAGCUCAUCAUAGCGGUGUAUUUGAAGGAUGGUUUGGAAGUCAUUGGUGGACUGGCCGUACAUUUGUUCUUCUAUUUGUAACUCUUUCUGUUUUUGCUCCAUUGGCAUGCUUCAAACGGAUGGAUUCACUGAGAUUCACAUCUGCUUUAGCAUUUGCUCUCGCGGUGUUUUUUCUCGUUAUUACUGGUGGAAUCACUCUGUACAAAUUAGUUGAUGGAGGUGUUUGUAUGCCAAGAAUACUUCCCAAUAUUACUGAUAUCACAUCAUUCUGGAAUCUCUUCACCGUUUUUCCGAUUCUAGUGACAGCAUUUAUCUGUCAUGUCAACAUUCAUACAAUUGAAAAUGAGCUGAAAGACUCGUCUCUGAUACAGCCAGUGGUCCGGACAUCAGUAGCUCUCUGUUCUACUGUCUACAUAUUGACAAGCUUGUUUGGUAUAUUGCUAUUUGGAGAUUCAACAUUAGAUAAUGUAUUGACUAAUUUUGACACAAACCUUGGAGUCCCUUACAACAAUGUGCUGAAUGAUGUUAUUCGCAUCAGCUAUGCUCUUCAUCUCAUUCUAGUUUUCCCUGUCGUCUUCCAUCCAUUACGCCUAAAUUUGGAUGGUCUUCUUUUUCCGUCGGCCAGACCAUUGAGUUCAGACAAUCGCAGGUUUACAUUGAUCAGUAUAGCUCUCAUUUCUGUCAUUUUCUUGGGUGCAACUUUCAUACCUAGCAUUUGGGUUGCUUUUCAAUUCACUGGAGCAACUUCUUCAAAUGCCAUUGGGUUCAUCUUCCCGGCUGCCGUUGUCCUCAGGGACCGUCAUUUGGUAGCGUCAAAGAAGGAUAAGAUAGUGUCAGGAUUCAUGAUUUUUCUUGCUCUGUUCUCAAGUUUUGUGGCAAUUUACAGUAUACAGAUGCAUUAAUCAGAAAGAACGCAUAGGUGAAAGAGGCAAUGGUUUUUUCAUCAUUUUGCGGAAAAAUUAACAUUCAUUGGUUUAGUUCAUACCUUCAAGAUUCGGCUUUAAAUUGUUGAGUUCCAGAAAACCUGGAGAGUGGAACUUGGUAUACAGCCUAAAAGUGCAGAGAAAGACAGUAAAGCAUUAAAAUGCUGAAACAAACUAGACGUUCAUUCACAACAAGCUUGAAAAAAAUGGUGCCUAUAUAAUUUAUUUAUUUCUAUAAAUUAGACAACUUGCUUCGAAUUAGAGCAAGAAAAGAUACAAGUGACUGUAAAAGAAAAAUACUAAUCAAUAUUAUUAAAAGAAUUGUCUAUCAA